GUAAUACCUAACCUAGAAUUUAUAUUUAUGUGUCAUCAAAAUCAAAAUAAACUUUGCUUGGGGUGGAGUCGCUUCUCAUUGAGAAAACUUUAAUUUUCAGGACUUUUCCAGAGAUUAAAUCUACGUUUUUUAAAAAGGAACUUCUUCUGGUUGUUAGUUGCAGCAAAAACCCCCUUUAUAAAAGUUUGAAUGUUUUCAGUUUUACAAAACAAAUAAAAAUGUGGAAAGCGGCAACAGGCCAAAAUAUCGUAAUCAGCCAAAACACGGAAGACGAUGAAUGGGAAACUGACCCCGAUUUUAUCAACGACGUUGACGAGCAACAACAAAGAUGGGGCUCUACUACUGUGGAGGGUUCUGGGAGAACUGCUGGAGCUAUAGAUAUGGCAAAAUUAAGGCGUGAAACUGAAGAAUCCGACACCCAAAAGAAAAAGAAGGCCCUGGAAGAGGGCCUAGAUAAUCCAUCUAUUGGAUACGGUGGUAAAUUUGGUGUCCAAAAAGAUAGAAUGGAUGCCUCAGCAGUGGGGCACGAGUAUGUUGGAAAAGUGGAAAAACAUGCCUCGCAAAAGGAUUAUUCUGCAGGGUUUGGUGGAAAAUUUGGUGUCCAAAGUGAUAGAGUAGAUAAAUGUGCCCUAAGUUGGGACCAUAAAGAAAAACUACAAAAGCACGCCUCCCAAAAGGAUUAUUCUCAAGGUUUCGGUGGUAAAUUCGGGCUCCAAACUGAUAGAGUCGAUAAGAGUGCUGUAAGUUGGGACCAUAAGGAAAAACUUCAAAAACACGCUUCUCAAAAGGACUAUGUGACUGGUUUUGGGGGGAAAUUUGGUGUGCAAAGCGACAGGCAAGAUAAAUCAGCAGUUGGAUGGGAUCACAUUGAAAAAGUUGAAAAACAUGAGUCUCAAAAAGAUUAUGUUAAAGGUUUUGGUGGUAAAUUCGGGGUACAAUCUGAUCGUCAAGACAAAUCCGCCCUGGGCUGGGACCAUCACGAAGCACCGCAAAAGCACGAAAGUCAAACUGACCACAAAAUCGGCUUCGGUGGUAAAUUUGGCCUGCAAACCGACAGAGUGGAUAAAUCAGCUGCCAACUUUGAUGAACCCACCAAAAUCGGAACGAAUUAUGUUAAAGUCAAACCGGAUAUUGGAGGUGCUAAACCAUCAGAUUUGAGAGCAAAAUUUGAAAAUAUGGGUUCAAAAGACAGUCAAGUAACUUCACAAACAAAUGUCGCCCCUAAAAAAACAGUCCACGCUAGAGCAGCCCUAUUUUCACAAACCAGCCAAGAAGCACCAACCUCGCCCAUUCCAGAGAAACACUCUUCAAUCCCUAAGCAACUGGAUUCGUCAAAAACAGCCUUUUUGCAUCAAACAUCUGACACAAAAACCAGCGACAAAAUUGCCCCACAAAAACUGAAUCUUGCUCAGUUCAGCUCAACUCAAAACGAACCAGAUCCAGGUUCAAAUAGUGCAAUAAAAGAGGAACUAGAGUUGCUGAAGCAAUUGCAAAAACAAAAACCAGAUGAACCGGCUCAACCAGCUGAGGAAAUUUAUGAAAACUACGAAGAUGUGCAACCUCCUGCUGAAUUUGUACAUCACGCGGUGCCUGUUCAGAUAGUACCGGACCAAGAACCGGUGGUGGCUGCACCACAACCUCAAGAACCCGAGUACUACAGUCAAGAUGAAAUUGUGGAUACAGGAGUUACUGCGGUUGCUUUGUAUGAUUACCAAGCGGCUGCUGAAGAUGAAGUUUCAUUUGAUCCUGAUGAUGUUAUAACUCACAUUGAAAAGAUUGAUGAAGGUUGGUGGAGAGGGCUUUGUAAAGGCAAAUAUGGUUUAUUUCCAGCCAAUUAUGUGCAGUGCAAUGAAAUAUAAUCAAUUCAAUGUAUAAAUUGAUAAAAAAAAGUUCUUCCUUUUUUUGAGUUGACGCACAAUUAUUAUUUUUUUAUCAAGUAUUAUUUUAUUACGGAUAAGCUUUAUUACAGAUGUAUACAUUUAUAUUGAUAUUGUACAAAAAAAAUAAACGUUUGUAUAUUUAA
Molecule: messenger RNA, 2023 nt
Organism: Ceutorhynchus assimilis (cabbage seed weevil)
Lineage: Eukaryota; Metazoa; Arthropoda; Insecta; Coleoptera; Curculionidae
Source: the annotation of a GenBank genome assembly